AUGGCACCACUAUUCCGCGCCGACCAGGUCGGAUCACUGAUCAGACCUCAGAAUCUCUUGGAAGCAUAUGGGGCCGAGGAUCAAGCUGCAUUGCAAACGACAAUCAAGGAAGCCAUUGCAACCAUUGUCAAGAAGCAGCUCGACCUGUCAAUCCGUCCCAUCACCAGUGGAGAGUAUGAGCGCACAGCCUUUUAUAAAGGCUUUUAUGAGCAGUUGCAAGGCAUUGAAAGUCGCACCAUUCAAGUUCCGGAGGACUUUCGCCCAAACCUCCCCGUCAUUGAUGGCUUGUUGCGAGUCGGCGUCAAGCAGACGGAAGCGUCCGUUGCCACGGGCAAGGUCGAGUGGACGCGUCCGGCAUAUCUUGACGCCUGGAACAUGAUCAAGGCUGAGCUUCCCGAGCAAGAGUGGAAGAAUUGCAAGAUUGCUCUUCCCUCGCCGACGUUCAACCACAUCUGGCUCAGCAAUGGUACCGCUUACUCGACCAAUGUGUAUGCGAAUGACCGGGACUUUUUUGCCGAUGUUGCAGCUGCAUACCGGGCCGAGAUCAAGGUUCUUUAUGAUGCCGGGCUGCGAAAUAUUCAGAUCGAUGAUCCUCAAUUAACCUAUUUUAUCCUGGACAGCUUCAAGGAUGGCAUUCGUCAAGAAAAUGUCAAUCCCGACGAGCUGCUCGACACCUACGUAUGGGUGCUCAAUGAAAUUGUUAGAGACCGACCAUCAGAUCUCUUUGUGGGUAUUCACCUGUGUCGCGGCAAUAUGCCCGGCGUGAAUACGGGAUUCUUGGAGGGAUCAUAUGAAAAGAUUGCCGAAAAGCUUCUUGGUGGGCUCAAUUUUGAUACAUUUUACCUCGAAUUCGACGACGCCCGAUCUGGAUCUUUUGAACCUCUGAGAUUUCUGCCAAGAGGGAAAGGCGUGACGCUGGGAUUGAUCUCGACCAAGACGCCAGACAUGGAGGAUAUCGCGGACAUUCAAAAGCGAGUGCGUGAGGCUGCGAGCGUGAUCGCUGCUGCCCAAGAGAGAUCAGUCGAGGAAGUCAUCGAGGACAGCCUGGCCAUCAGCCCACAAUGCGGCUUCGCGAGUGCUCACUAUGGCAGAAACGUGGGGACAGAGGAACGCAUGUGGGAGAAGCUGGUUUUCGUAAGAGACGCUGCUCGAAGCAUUUGGAAGGACGCCCAGUGA
Pestalotiopsis fici W106-1 is the source of this 1176-nucleotide messenger RNA. RefSeq lists its product as uncharacterized. Bases 1 to 1176 code for a protein of 391 amino acids. The record is from RefSeq and is a predicted model, not a curated record. Gene Ontology annotation, molecular function: zinc ion binding; 5-methyltetrahydropteroyltriglutamate-homocysteine S-methyltransferase activity. The transcript has a single exon. Lineage: Eukaryota; Fungi; Ascomycota; Sordariomycetes; Amphisphaeriales; Sporocadaceae.